This is a messenger RNA of Schistosoma guineensis, 3929 nucleotides long. The record is from the annotation of a GenBank genome assembly. NCBI's taxonomy places the organism in Eukaryota, Metazoa, Platyhelminthes, Trematoda, Strigeidida, Schistosomatidae.
GAUUUUGUUUGUUAAUCACCGAUGAAUGACGAUUCUAAUAGUCUUCGAGAAAGGGUUCUCAAUUUGUUCAAUUUAUCACGGGGAGCUCUUACACAAAAGCAUUUUGAAAAGGAAUUUUCUGACGUAUCACUCACUACCAUCCUACCCAUCUUAAAUGCAUUACAAAAGGAGGGGAUGUUGGAUGUCUUGGUCAAUGCAGAUAGGACUUUAUCAUGGCAACUUAGAGAUCAAAAUUCGACUGAGAAGUUGAAAAGCUUAUCGGAUCUGGAAGAACGUUUGGUUUACAAUGCUAUACGUAACGCCGGUGAAGACGCUGCAUCACUGAAGCUAAUUAGUUCAGAAACUAAACUCCCUCAAAACCGCAUACCUAGGAUACUAAAAUCACUCAUUUCUAAGAAGAUGAUCAAAGAAGUGCCGAUGGCUGUUGGUCACAAGCAGAAAGUUUACUUGCUAAUGGAAUUAGAACCCAGUGAAAAGUUGGCUGCAAAUACAUUAUUCGCUGGGGAAUCUGGUGUGGAUGCAGAGUUCAUUUCUAUUUUGAGAACAGCCUGCUUGAAGUAUCUUCAGGAUAAGGCGAAUUCAGCCUCUCAUAUUGCUGAUCCAUUAGAACGUUGGCAAGCUUCAUAUGUUUCCUGUGAAGAAAUCCAUCGGUUUAUUACCAACACAAAAAUUUGCACGGUAAGUCCUAGAACAAUAAAAUAUUCUUAUCAAGCUGAACUUUAGAUAACUUGCAUUUUUAUAUUUUGUGACAAACAACAAUCUUUAACACAAGAUAGUACCUCGAAUUUCAUCUCUAAUUAGUGCGAAUUACUAACUACUACUGAACCUCUGGGCGAACAGACUGCCUGGUAUUCCGUACAAGAACGCCGAAAAUACUUCUUUUGCACUGGUUGUUUUCGCCUUCACAUCUAGUUUCAUUGGUAGACUUAGAAAAGCAUAUUCAGUUAUACUCAAAAUUAUCCUCUGAAAGUGAUGAUUUAGAGUAAGAACAAGUUUUUAUAUCAUGAAAACUUUAAAUCUUUCGGUCAAUAUUUACCGGUAAUUCUGCAGAAAUAACAAGUAUCUAUACACCAAUGAAUAGAGAGUGAUCUCUGCGUGGUAUUUUAUUUUCGUAGUCUAUUUACUUCUGGAUUGUUUUGCAGUUUUUUUACUUCGUGACGAAAUAAUCUCAUUUCGAUUUUUCAUAAAUUUAUAUGGUCUAAAGGUUCAUAUAUGUUUUAGGUUUUUAUGAUACAGUUAGUCGUCUCGAAUUUUUUUAUUUCCUAUCUUGUGCAUACUAAAAACUUAAUUUUGUUAGUCAAAUACUAGCUAUUUAUCUUUGAUACUUUUCAGAAAGUGGAAAAUAACUCGUCAACAAACAUGAUACAUGUCUAACGAUAAAGCGUAACAUAUUAGACAAAUAGCUGUAUUCAUUUGCUGCAUAUGACCAAUUACUUUCUAUCUGUUAAUAUGUUAGUGGGUAUAACUCACAAAGUACAAGCUUGUAUUCUCAUUUGUAGGCUAGAUACUAAGUGUGUAUAACAUUUAGAUAAUUCAUAUUGUCUUCGUCGAUUAAUUCAGCAUCCUCUUGAAUCACCGAAUAAUGAUCUGAUUCAUGUAUGACAAUGCCUUCGAAUUAUUUAGUUGGUGGAUAUACCGAAUGAAUCGAUCAUGUGCUAGGAGAAAAGCACUUGUAAGUUGGGUGCUAUUUAGCAUUUAUAAAACGUUCACGAUAAAUAACUCUGAUGGGGAGUCAGCAUAUCUUCAUUUUGCUUAUUUGCUACAGUUUCUUGAAGAUGGAUUCAAUGUUAUCGUUUAAACCAUCAAGACAAUUAAUUUACCACACAUUUAGAACUCUAUUGUGUUUUGCAUUGUGGAAGUUAUUUCAUAAUCCCGUAUUUUCAGUGACUGAAUAAGUCAGAAAACAUAGAUACAGUGGCCACAUGUUGUGGUUUAAGGGGAGAUAGAUCUGUGUUUUUCAAUGUUUCUAUAGCUGUCAUGUGAUACUAUUUUUCGGUUUCCGAAGUAAUGAGUUAUUUCAGAUGGCUCAUCAGUAGUAUUUCCUCUUUGUUUAAUUUCAUCUAUGCGUUUUGAUGUUUGAAUGGACGGCUAAUAGUUCUUACAAGGUUUAUGUCUCUCUAAACGAACGUGAGUUCCCGUAUCAUUUCUAUAACACAUACCCCUUGAAUUUAUUUGAAGGUCUUUGGUUGGUAACAUUCGGCGACAUUGAUUGUCAAUCGGUAAUAAUAUUUACCUUUUAUUACACUUUAAUAUGUAUUUUUUUAAGAAACAAUUAGUAUUCAGAAGAUACGAGUCUGUUAGCUUUGGGUGAAAUUUCCCGUCCAUAAAAAGACAGUGGCAGUCGAGCAAGUUGUGGAAUCUUUUUUCUGAUAAGUCAAAGUAUCAUAAUAUAGUUUACUGUAUUCUCAUCACUACUACAACUUUCUCACUCCAUAUAAACUUAAAGAUAGGUGAUAUCAUAUUAUUGUACGAAAACAUAGGCUUUGGCAAAUUAAGCCCAUUUUCCUCUGAAGAUUGAAUUUAAAAUGAAUUUUAUGAAUUUAUUUUUAAAUGUUAGAUAAAGUUAGCCUUAUUAUCCGAAUAAAUUCUACGCUUGUAAAUUAAGUUACCAAGCCUACCAUUUUAUUUUUGCCAAAUGAUUGGGUUAUAGUAAAAUUAAUUGAAAACUUGGACAUCAGGUCUUUUAUUAAGUGGGUUUUGUGACGGUUACGGCCUUUGAGAAUUGGUGAAAGAAGUAUUGAGACAGGAAAUGCAUUUUUAAAACAAUUUUGUUGAAUGAAAAUAAUAUUUACCUCUGAUAUUUACCAGUAGUUUGUGGUUAUGCAACCUAACUUUACAUACUGAACUUCAGUCUGUUGCGUCGUACGCUCAAACUUGUCACUAUCUACUAAGAUUUAGACAGCCAAGUAAUAGUAUAAGAAGCCCUCACCUGGUAGAUGUUACGCAUGAUUUUAUGGACGGACGCAAAUAUCGUUGCUAAAUUGUGCGUGGAAAGAUUUUCUCAGUACAGUGUGCCACUGCUCAGGUUUCUAGAAAUUGUAAGUUCUUAAUGUAUGACAAAUCAUACGAAGUACAUAUCUAAGCCUCAUAGUGAAUAUAGGAUGUUAUUAUUGUAAAGGAUUUGGAUGUUUUACACAUUGAAAAUGUAUGUUAUUAAAUAAAACGAUAUUAUUAAACGAACAAGCCACCGGACAUUAACAUCAACAUUUUGAUAGUGCUUUUAUUUUAAGAGUUAGAGUAUCAGAUGGCAGACUGUGUAAAACCCUUAUUUUUAUAUUUGGUAUGUUAUUUAGGUAUGAGUAGGUAAUCUAAAACAAUUCACAUAACUCCUAUCUUUGAUAUCGUGACUUUUUAGGUACCUAUGACUGUUCAGGAUGUUCAAUGUGUCCUUGAAGUUUUAAAGUUUGGGGGUGAGCUAGAAACACGUAUUACUUCUGAAAUAUCUGAUCAAAGUACUAGUUUUGGAAUACUUUAUCGACUGGCUACACAAACACCAUCUGUUGCAAAUUUAGCUAAUAUCCCUUGUACAAUAUGCUUGUGUCGAAAGGACUGUCGUCCAGAUGGACCAAUCAAUCCUCAAUCAUGUAAACUUUUUCAAGAAUUUCUGGAGUUCUAACGAAGAUUGCAUAAUGACCAGUUGUAUGCAUUUUUAAAACACUAUAUUCUAAAACAUUGCAUAUUCACUUCAUAUUACCAAGUUACAUCGUUGGUCUUUCAUGCUUACUUUUACUAUUGUGCUGGCGACUAGCAAUAUUAUUUCUGUUAUCAUACCUCUUUGUUUGUUUCAUUCUUGUUGAUCAAACGGAUAUGAAAUCGUUCGGAGUUUUUACUAUCUUAUAUUUAAUAAAAAAUGACAUAUGUACACCGCUUCGAAUAAUCACAACUGUUGAUGUUUUGAAAAUGAUUUGAGCAUUGAAAUUGUUGGCUAG